Molecule: messenger RNA, 409 nt
Organism: Conger conger (European conger)
Lineage: Eukaryota; Metazoa; Chordata; Actinopteri; Anguilliformes; Congridae
Product: multiple inositol polyphosphate phosphatase 1-like
Exons: 2
Coding region: 4-384 (126 amino acids)
Molecular function (GO): acid phosphatase activity; inositol phosphate phosphatase activity
Source: RefSeq, a predicted model, not a curated record
GGUAUGCUAGUCGCUUCAAUAAGGCUUGGUCAGGUGACGGAAGCCGUCGCAGUCCAGAUGGGUCACGCUAAGACCCUCCUGCCUCUGCUCACUCUCCUGGGUUUCUUCAAGGACGAGCUGCCUCUCAACGCCAGCAACUACGCCUUGCAGCAGGACCGCGCAUUCCGCGUCAGCCGCUUCAUGCCCUACGCUGCCAACCUGCUCUUCGUGCUGUACGACUGCCCUGAGGGGCUCAGGCUGCAGGCCCAGCUCAACGAGAAGCCGCUUUACUUCCCCAACAUCCAGCACCGUGCUCCUCUGUAUCAUACAGUCAAACAGGCUUACCAACAGCUUCUGCUGGGCUGCAGCUUCAAGCAAGAAUGUGAACUGCCCUCACACAUCUGAAUAAAAAUAAUAAUAAUGAUGGUCA